Molecule: messenger RNA, 2145 nt
Organism: Cladocopium goreaui
Lineage: Eukaryota; Dinophyceae; Suessiales; Symbiodiniaceae
Source: the annotation of a GenBank genome assembly
AUGGACUCUGAGCUGCGGCUAGUGGAGAAGUUGAAGGAACUCUCGCAGCUUGAACCUGGAUUGGGCUAUCGGGCCUACCAUGCCAAGUUGAAGGAACAUCCUGACUUCGCAAGCAUCGGUCUCAAGAAGGUGCAGACUGCUUUGCAGCAUUUGCGCGGUUCGCCACUUGCAAAUGAGCAGGUCGCCAGCAACCUCCCGCGAGCUCUGCCAAUAGAUCCAUUGGAGGAAAGCGCGAAGGACGCGACAGAUGCAGUCCUCCUUGCUGAAAUUCCUGGCCGUGGCAAAGGAUACCUGGCCAAGCGAAAGAUCAAGCGAGGAGAGGCCCUACUGCAUGAUGUGGCUGUUUGUGCUGCAUUGGUGGGAGAGGGCGACAUUGCAGAACUGGAAGCACAGUGCCGCCGUGGGCGCUUGGACGAGGUGAUGUGCCUGACUCACGGAGCUGGAACCGAAGAUUUGCCAGGGAAAAUUCAAAAUAAUGUAUUCCAAACUACGCGGGAUGUCGAAUACUGUGCCCUUUUUGCACGGGUCGCUCGGUUGAAUCACUCAUGCUGCCCCAAUGCAUUUGUAGAUUGCUCGCGUAAGAAUGCCGUGGUUCGAGCUUUGGUCAACAUCGAGGAGAGCGAAGAAGUUCUUAUUUCAUAUGUGCCAGUCAGUGACUGUUUGGAGCUCAGAAAGGAGAAGCUCGAGGGCAAGGGCUUCUGCUGCGACUGCAAACGUUGCCAGGCUGAGGCCGCUUCGGAUCCUUCCACUUUGGUUCCCUGUGCCGAACCUUGCAACUCCUCCUUCCAACUGGACACUGGCGAGGUGUCGUGCCCGUCAUGUGGUUCAAUCUUGGAUAUGGAGAAAAGUCGAGAGAACUUUUUGCAUGUGCAGCAGGUGAAUGACUUCAUGAGAACGCCUGAAGCAUCCCAGACCGACACGCGCAAGCUGAUCUCUCAGCUGCUCACCGUCAAAGAUGCGGCGAUGAAGUCACCCGGAGCCGUUCCACCGAGAAACCUGCACUUUUUGACCUUGCUGAACAACCUCUCAAAUUUGCACUUCUUUUGUGCUCAAAACCUGAAAGGGCAGAAUCGUGAGGAUGCGCUAUUGGCCUUCUUCGACUGCAAGGCACUAAUGAUGACGCACUACCAGAAUUUGCAUGGUGGAAGCCCUCAGAGAGACAUCAGUUAUUUGGUGGCAUUACAGCGGCUCCUGACUAUCGACUUGGGGAAUCCGCCUGAACAGCUCAGGAAAGCCUGGCAAGCGCAGCUGCAACGUGCGUCGUUGCUACAGUAUGGGGAAAUGCAACUCCCAAAUCUGGAAGGAAAAAAACAUGGAAAAAGCGAUGUCCGAUUCUGUAUUUGUUAUGACGACGACUCGCCCGUCAUUAUUGCUUGCUUGUGGGCGAGACUGAAGGGCUUGGACUUUGAGGAUGUGGUUGCUUCUCUGUGCGAGGAAAGAGCUGAAUGGGACAAGGGUGGUGAGAGUCGUUUGGUGGAGAGAUCCACUCGUGAAGAUGGAAGCUCUGAGGAGGUUUAUCAUACUUUGAUUCGUUGCCCUCGCCCGUUCUGGGAUCGUGAGAUCCUGAAGAGACAGUGGAGGUUGCCCUUGGACUGUCAGCAUGGCCAAGGUUGCGCUUUGAUCUCGCGGUCCUUGCAGGACAACAUUGGUGACAAAGAUCCUGAAAAAGUACGAGCAUUUGUCCAUAAGGCUGGAGCUUUGAUCAGGCCAGCUCAGGAUUGUGCUUCACCUGAAGCAAGUGUUUGCAGCGCAGGAACAAAUCAUGAGGAGGAUUUGCUCUCGCUUCCGAUUGCGAAUCACUUCUGCAGCACGGGGACGGAGCUCACAAGUUGCAGCCAGAUUGACAUGGGCGGUCUCAUUCCAGCUUGGGCGACCAACUACCUUUCCUCGUUUGUCGUUGGAAAGGCACUGAGUUGGACGGAGGAUUUACGGCGUCAUUGUGCAUCUCGCAAACUCCCAAGUGAGGAUGCUGACAAUGUUCCAACGUUGGCUGAGAUCUCCAAAGAUCUCAUGCCAGGUUGGACAGAGAACUGGGAUGACACAGAGCUGGUCGUCCCAGAGGAUGGGGACGGCUUGAGGAAAGACACAUCCUUGACAUCUAUGGCAUGGUCUCACUUUUGGAGUAGUGGCGAGUUGUCCAGCUGA